This is a messenger RNA of Ilex paraguariensis (yerba mate), 1940 nucleotides long. NCBI's taxonomy places the organism in Eukaryota, Viridiplantae, Streptophyta, Magnoliopsida, Aquifoliales, Aquifoliaceae. The record is from the annotation of a GenBank genome assembly.
GAAGGAUUUUGCUGCUCAGCUCCAGUCUUCUUGUACUAUCGUACAAGUUAGAAGAAUACAUGCAGUUAUUAUUAAGUGUUUGAAAGACUCGAACACAUUUCUUUAUAAUAAUUUGAUUUCUGGGUAUUUGAAAUAUGGUAAGUUAGUUGACGCUCGGAAGGUGUUUGAUAAAAUGUUGAAAAGUAAUGUUGUUUCUUGGACUGCUAUGCUUAAUGGGUAUUUGAUUUUUGGGUUAGAAAAUGAAGCUUUGAAGUUGUUCUCUGAUUUUGUUGGAAAUGGGAUUCGGCCAAAUUCUAAGACCUUUGUGUGCGUUUUGAGUUUGUGCAGUAGGAGAGUGGAUUUGGACCUUGGGAAGCAAAUUCAUGCAUGUGUAAUAAAAAAUAAUACGAGUAAUUUGAUUACAGAUAGCGCCAUAGUGUAUUUUUAUGCGCAGUGUGGUGACUUGAUGGGUGCGUUCCGUAUAUUUGAUAGGAUGAGAGAUCGGGAUGUAGUCUGUUGGACGACUAUGAUCACUGCUUGCUCGCAAAAUGGUUGGGGCGAGGAGGCUUCUGUGAUGUUUUCACAAAUGCUAUCUGAUGGAUGUGCCCCUAAUGAGUUUACAGUGUCUAGUGUUCUGAAGGUUUGUGGGGAGGAGAAGGCAUUGAAGGUUGGAAGACAAUUGCAUGGGGCCAUAGUUAAGAAGAUAUUUACAAAUGAUAUUUUCUUAGGGACAGCGCUAGUGGAUAUGUAUGCGAAAUGUGGAGAAAUAGAGGAUUCUAAGACAGUGUUUGAUGGAAUGAGGAAGAGGAACACAGUUACAUGGACUUCUAUCAUAGCAGGGUAUGCUCGGAAUGGUUUUGGUGAAGAAGCCAUAAGACUUUUUCGAGUAAUGAGAAGACGAAAAGUAUUCUCUAACAAAUUGACCAUGGUAAGCAUCCUUAGGGCAUGUGGAUUGAUUAGGGCUUUGUCGACAGGAAAGGAAGUACAUGCACAGAUAAUCAAAAAUUAUGGUCAAAGCAAUAUCCACAUAGGAAGCACUCUCGUGUGGCAUUAUUGCAAAUGUGGAGAGUACUCUACUGCAUCCAAGGUCCUCCGAGAGAUUUCCCUAAGAGAUGUUGUUUUAUGGACUGCAAUGAUUUCUGGAUGUGCUCAACUGGGGCAUGAGUAUGAGGCUCUUGGAUUCUUAAAAGAGAUGUUGGGGGAAGGUGUGGACCCAAACCCUUUCACUUAUUCAUCAGCUUUGAGGGCAUGUGCUAAACUAGAAGAUAUUCAGCAGGGGAGGUUGAUUCACUCCUCCAUAAACAAGACCCCUGCCUUGUCUAAUGUGUUUGUGGGCAGCUCUUUAAUUAACAUGUAUGCUAGAUGCGGAUAUGUUUUGGAGGCAACCCAAGUUUUUGAUAGCAUGCCAGAACGGAAUUUGGUUUCUUGGAAAGCUAUGAUUGUGGGAUAUGCAAAGAAUGGGCUCUGUGGGGAGGCUUUGAAGCUCAUGUACCGAAUGCAAGCAGAAGGUAUUGAGGUGGAUGAUUACAUCCUUGCAACAGUUAUUUGUGCGUGUGGAGAUUUUGAAUGGAGCAUAGAAGCUUCGUCUGAGCAUUGCCUUUACUUAAGUUGAUCUUUGUUCUAGUUAUGGAUAUGAAAUUAUGAAUGAAAAUGUAGAUGGCCAUCCAGAUUGUAGCUACAUUUUGUACAUUGUGGAAUGAUCUCUGAAAAAUGUAAAUCACAUUUGAAAUAUAUGAAGCUGAGUGCUCUAAGUGAUUGAAAUUUUUGGAAACUUCCUGUCAGGCCUCAGCUUGUCUAACCCUAUCUGACAAGUCCUAUACAAGAUCAGAAAGAAAGAAAGGAAGGAAAAACGGGUCCAGCUUGGUUCCGUCAGGGUGAUUUGAACAAAAUUCGUUCUUGGCAAUCUUUUAACAUUACAAUCAUUACAGAAUUUCAAAAAGUGCUAGGAUCAGAACUUGAAG